Molecule: messenger RNA, 1623 nt
Organism: Musa acuminata subsp. malaccensis (wild Malaysian banana)
Lineage: Eukaryota; Viridiplantae; Streptophyta; Magnoliopsida; Zingiberales; Musaceae
Source: RefSeq, a predicted model, not a curated record
AUGGACUUGGGUGGUCACGAGAAGUUGUCGUCUUCUAUCAAGAAAUCCUUACGGUGCUUGGAAAAUGAGAAAGAAAAUAAAGGAAGAAAAGAAGAGAAAAUUAGAAGUGGCAGAAAAGCUCAGGAGAUGGCGGUGCGGAGUCAAAAAUGUCUGCUAAGCUCGUUAUGUUAUGUUUAUGGAUAUCUUGCAACUCCUCCGGGAAAUGACAGUGGUCAUUCUAACACAGGAAAUAACCAUCGGAAGCAGAUCAUCAUCGGAGUUUGCGUGGGCGUGGGUUGCUUGGCCGCGUUGAGCCUCCUCUGUUUGGUCUAUGUCUGUCGCAGGAAGAGACCACAGCCUUCGGCUUCCUCCGUUCUUCUAGCUCGACCCGUCGCUUCCUCCGAUCCGGAAUCGGGCAUUGAGCAGUACCACACCCAGGUUUUCACGUACGAAGAACUCGAGGCUGCCACGGACGGCUUCAGCGCCUCCAACAAGCUCGGCGAUGGUGGCUUCGGCGCCGUCUACAAAGGGAAGCUCCUCGAUGGACGCACGGUGGCCAUCAAGCGGUUCUACAGGAACAACUACAGGCUGGUGGAGCAGUUCGUGAACGAGGCCUACAUCCUCUCCUCCUUACGCCACCAGAACCUCGUCGUGUUGUACGGCUGCACCUCCCGCCACAGCCGCCAGCUCAUCCUCGUGUACGAGUACGUCCCCAACGGCACCGUGGCGGACCACCUCCACGGCCCCCGCGCACGCGAGGCGGCCCUCGCGUGGCCCCUCAGGAUGCGCGUCGCCAUCGAAACAGCCGACGCGCUCAGCUACCUCCACGCCACCACCCCCCAGAUCAUCCACCGCGACGUGAAGACCAGCAACAUCCUGCUCGACGCCGGCUUCCAUGUCAAGGUUGCCGACUUCGGGCUGUCCCGGCUUUUUCCGGCCAACGCCACCCACGUCUCCACCGCGCCACAGGGCACGCCGGGCUACGUCGACCCCGACUACCACCAGUGCUUCCAGCUCACCGACAAAAGCGACGUCUACAGCUUCGGGGUGGUGCUGGCGGAGCUCAUAUCGUCGAAGCCCGCCGUCGAUGUUACCCGGCAGCGGCACGAUAUCAAUUUGGCCACCAUGGCCAUCAGCAAGAUCCAAAACCAGGAACUGGAGCAGUUGGUGGAUCCAACACUCUGGUGUCAGUCGAAGGGCGAGACAAGAACGAUGAUCGAACAGGUGGCCGAAGUGGCGUUCCGGUGCUUGCAAGCAGAGACGGAGAUAAGGCCUACCAUGAAGGAGGUUCUCGAGGCACUGAAAGCGAUACAGGAUGAGGGAUGCAGCAGGGCGAAGGGUGUCGAAGCAGAUGCCGCGGCUAACGAUGAAGACUGCUUGCUGGGGGAGAAGCCAUCACAGUCGCCUGAUACCGUCACAGCAAACUGGGAAAGCAGGUCGACGACACCACACCGUAGUGGUUGAUGAUGAGGUGGUAUUAAGGUGCUUAGGACGAUGUUAAUGUACCUAUAAAGCUUAAUGACUUGAACAUAAUCUACCAAGUUUCUGCUGUGUACUUCCAAGUAUGCAGCAAAACAUGAGGUAGAUAGUAGUAGAUAUCAAGCAACGAGAAAGAGAAUAAGAUUGCACCAACACAAUUAUAAU